GGCUGCUGUUCUAUACAUCGUUGUUCAUGACAAGGUAAAAUUAUUGUUGAUUAAUCCAUAAAUUGUUAAUGAGUUUUAUCGAUCAUCUAUAAAUUUAGAUAAACAAUUAUGGACGCCGAACGCAAAGCCAUAAUUGACUUUUUGUCUCGACCGGGUAUAAAUAAUUUUGCCUCGGAUUUAAAAUAUCAAAUAAAAAGUGCAGAAGAAUCUAUUAAAGCCCGAAAUGAAGGCAAUAAAAUAUACAUCAAGGAAGAUCACACAGACGACGAUCAUAAAAUGAUUCUGCAUUUUUAUAACAAGAGCAUGGCUUAUGCUCCCAGAGAAUCAGAAGAAUUGAUGAUUGCUUACAGUAAUCGAGCUUAUUUCUUAAUGCAUGUCAAUAAAUAUAAUGAGGCUAUAGAUAGUUUAGAUAAAGCUUUACAAUUGGCAGAGUCAACUCAAAUGAAAUUGAAACUAUAUUGCCAAAAAGCCAAAUGUCUCGCUGCACUUGGCUCCUCAGUAAAAGAUGAUGUAUUGAGAGAGAUCGAUCAGAUUUUCGAGGCAUCGCAGUUACCUAUAGAGUCAGCAAAUCUUAUAUCGAAUAUUAUUAGGAAAACUAAAUCUGAAGUAGCAUCGAUGAAGAAAUUCAAACCUAAAAAUCAAGAGUUCCUGCAGGAAAAACAACGGUAUAAUAAAAUUAUCAUGGAUAGAGAAAAAGUUGAUCCAUUUGAUUUUGUUGAAAUAAAACAAACGGAAAAUAUGGGUAGAGGUCUAUAUGCCAAAACUGAUUUUAAAACAGGCGAUAUUGUAUUAAUAGAAAAACCUUGUUUUAUUGGGCCACAUUUUUUCAAUAAAUAUGUAUUCUGUUCUCAUUGCUUAGAUGUUGCAUGGAGUGGAAUCCCAUGCGAAACAUGUCAUGAUUAUAUAUUUUGUUCUUUAACAUGUAAAAACAUGGCCUGGAGAGAGUAUCAUGAUAUGGAAUGCUCAAUUACACCAUAUCUUAUUUUAUGUAACCCAGACCUUCCUCAUAAAUGCUCUCAUAUGAGUCUUAAAUUUCUUGUAACAUUGAUAAAAGAUUAUGGGACAAUUGGUGAACUUAAAUCAAAAAUGGAAAUUUCCAAAAAUAAUCAGGUUAAAAUAGUACAUGAGGAAUCUGAACAAAAAAUGAUUUUAUUUAAUAAACUGAUGAGUUUGUCUCAUGAUUUACCGACGGAUAUAAAUGAUCUUUUAACUAUCUAUACAAUUGAAAUAUUGAUUUGUCUGGUAAAGUAUACAUCUUUCUUUUGUGAAAAGUUGAAGAAUAUUCAAUACCGUAAUCUUUCAAAAAAUGAAGAUUUUGUUUUCAUUGGAUCGUUGCUCUUAAAACUAAUUAAAAUAAUUACUGUUAAUGCUCAUGAUAUAGUGAAUCCAACUGACAUGAGUAACUUAAGUAGUUCACAACUUUGUAAUAUCUAUGAUGGAAAAUACCCAGAAACAAGAGGAUUUUGCAUGGGACUUGUUAGUAGUAUGAUCAAUCACAGCUGUGCACCAAAUAUUAAAAGAUGUAUUUCAGAUGGUAUAAAAUAUGUUUUUUAUGCCUUGGAACCCAUUUCUAGUGGAACCCAGCUUUUAGAAUCAUACAAUACUUGCUUUUAUGAGUCUCCAAGAAUGAACAGAAGACAACUACUUACAACUUUCGUGUGCCAAUGCAUUGCUUGUAAGGAAGAUUGGUUUCCUUUUAUGUACCCGAUAGAAGGGAUAGAAGAAGCAUUUAUUUAUAAAAUGAAAUUGCUUGAGCCAAUAACACAUGUGAAAGAAAUGACUUUUAUGAAAAGAAUCAAUCCAUUAAUAGAUAGAAUUCAUCAUGCAGAAUACGUGGUUGAUAAAGAUAUGAUACAAACAAUAUCUGACAUGAUGGAUGAAAUGGUUAAAGCACUACCACAUCCUAGUUUAGCCAGAUGUAAGUUAUUAUGUGUUGUUAAUAAGAUUUUUGAAGGGUAUUAUGGUCUUACAACGCCAUUUGGAAAAUGUUCAUGUUGAAGUAAUUUUUCUAAAGUUUUAUUAAGAACUAUUACCCAAUACUGAUUAUAAUUU
Molecule: messenger RNA, 2052 nt
Organism: Trichogramma pretiosum
Lineage: Eukaryota; Metazoa; Arthropoda; Insecta; Hymenoptera; Trichogrammatidae
Product: SET and MYND domain-containing protein 4-like
Exons: 4
Coding region: 109-1998 (629 amino acids)
Molecular function (GO): protein binding
Source: RefSeq, a predicted model, not a curated record